GAGCAGGAGGCAAGAGUAGGUAACUUAGGUUUCCACUUAGCAUGAAUUAAGUGAUAUGAAUAAGCACUGUGCUCAAUGAAGAUCAAAUCUUAAUGUCUGACUUCAGCGCAGAAAUAGAAUUACCACUGAUUUCCAGUACAUUUAGCCUUUUUCCCCCUUUUGUUUUAAUUAGUGCACAGAAGCCAAUGCGUCCGGGUUUCCAAACAAAUGAGUACACUGAGGCCCAGCUUCAAGAGAUUGUCAAAAAACUUCGUGAAAGGGCAAAUGUGUAUAAGGAAAAGCUGAAUGAUCCAGUAAUAUCUUCACCUGAAGCAAGUCCUCCAGUUUAGGAGGCAGAAGCAAAGCCAGAGGAGGAUCAUUACUGUGAUAUGCUGUGCUGUAAAUUCAAAAAACCUCCACUGAAAAAAUAUAUGGACUAUAUGAAGCUACCAGAUACCAUUGACUCAUAUACAGAUCGCCGUUACGUGGCAUGGCUCAUGCUUGUGACAAUCGCCUAUAACUGGAACUGCUGGUUUAUUCCCCUGCGCUAUGUGUUCCCCUACCAAACGCCCAGUAACACAAUAUAUUGGUUUGUCAUUGAUGUAAUGUGUGACAUCUGCUACCUGUGCGAUGUAAUCAUUUUCCAGCCCCGAGUGCGGUUUAUCCAAGGGGGAGAUAUAAUAGUAAACAGAGUGGAGACCAAGAAAUUCUACCACAGCUCUGUGAAGUUCCGGCUUGAUGUGAUAUCAGUGUUUCCAUUUGACAUUUUAUACUUCUUCUUUGGAUUUAAUCCAGCACUUCGUGCAAACAGGAUGCUAAAGCAUAACACGUUCUUUGAGUUUAAUGAUCGUUUGGAAGCUAUUAUGGAAAAAGCAUACAUCUACAGGGUCAUUCGAACUACUGGCUACUUGCUGUUUAUCUUGCACAUUAAUGCAUGCCUGUAUUAUUGGGCUUCAGACUAUGAAGGAAUUGGCAGCACUAGAUGGGUGUAUGAUGGCGAAGGAAACAUGUACCUGAGGUGUUACUACUGGGCAGUUCGCAGUUUAAUCACCAUCGGUGGCCUUCCAGAACCACAAACUCUGUUUGAGAUAAUUUUUCAACUUCUGAAUUAUUUCAUGGGUGUCUUUGUCUUCUCCAGCUUAAUUGGUCAGAUGAGAGAUGUAAUUGGAGCAGCAACAGCAGGGCAGAACUAUUAUCGCUCCUGUGUGGACAACACUGUCUCCUACAUGAACACUUAUUCUAUUCCAAGAUUGGUGCAAAACCGUGUUCGAACUUGGUAUGAAUACACAUGGGACUCUCAAGGAAUGCUGGAUGAAUCAGAAUUACUGGAGCAGAUGCCAACCAAAAUGCAAUUAGCAGUUGCAAUUGAUGUGAACUUUGCCAUUGUCAACAAAGUGGAGUUAUUCAAAGGCUGUGAUACCCAGAUGAUAUAUGACAUGCUGCUAAGGUUGAAAUCCAUCGUAUAUUUACCUGGUGACUUUGUCUGCAAAAAGGGGGAGAUUGGCAGAGAGAUGUACAUCAUCAAGCAGGGUGAAGUUCAAGUCCUUGGAGGCCCUGAUGGCACCAAAGUCCUGGUUACACUCAGAGCAGGAGCUGUAUUUGGGGAGAUCAGCCUACUAGCUGCAGGUGGAGGAAAUCGAAGGACUGCCAACGUGGUGGCUCAUGGCUUUGCCAACCUUUUCAUUCUGGACAAGAAAACACUCAAUGAAAUCUUGGUGAACUAUCCUGACUCAGAAAAACUUCUCAUGAAGAAAGCAAAGGUGCUGCUGAAGCAGAAGGGAAAACCUGCUCCAGGACCACCAGUGCAACAACCACGAGGCUUGGCCAGUCUCUUUGGGCAGAAACAGGAAACUCCGAAAUUGUUUAAAGCAAUGCUUGGAGGAAAAGGAAAAGAAGGCCUUGCUAAGCUGCUGCAGCUGAAGAAACAACAAGAAACUCAGGAAACUCAAGCUGCAACAGAGACCAAGCCUAAAGAAGAGGAGAAGAAACCAGUGGAGCCCCCAGCCCCCUCUGCACCCCCUGCUCAAAAAGAAAAGCCAAAGGCAGAUGCUAAGCCUGCAGUUAUGCAGAGAACAACCAGCAAGGAGUCUCUGAUCAUUAGUAUGACACCAUCCCCCAGAGCAGAAGAAGGAGAGAUCCUUAAAGUCGAAAUUAAAGAGAAAGAAAAGAAAUAGAUAGUGCUUUGGGGUGUGGCCCAUCUCUUCAUCUUGCUGCAUUCAGAGGGCUGGCUGGACUUUGCUUUUGAGUAUAGAAUAUAAAAGCAGAAAGUACGCAUGAGAAAAAUCUACUCGAGCUCCUUGCUCCUUGCCCUC
Molecule: messenger RNA, 2291 nt
Organism: Sturnus vulgaris (Common starling)
Lineage: Eukaryota; Metazoa; Chordata; Aves; Passeriformes; Sturnidae
Source: RefSeq, a predicted model, not a curated record